Messenger RNA from Cuculus canorus (common cuckoo), 3547 nucleotides. RefSeq names its product PIN2 (TERF1) interacting telomerase inhibitor 1 (gene PINX1). NCBI's taxonomy places the organism in Eukaryota, Metazoa, Chordata, Aves, Cuculiformes, Cuculidae. Gene Ontology annotation, biological process: regulation of ribosome biogenesis. The transcript has 7 exons. The record is from RefSeq and is a predicted model, not a curated record. Gene Ontology annotation, molecular function: telomerase inhibitor activity; nucleic acid binding. The coding region runs from base 21 to 1094 and encodes 357 amino acids. Gene Ontology annotation, cellular component: nucleolus.
GGAGGCGGGAGGCCCCCGAGAUGGCGAUGCUGGCGGAGCCCCGUAGAAAGCAGAAGUGGUCUGUGGAUCCGCGAAAUAGUGCUUGGAGUAAAGAUGAUUCUAAAUUUGGCCAGAAGAUGCUGGAAAAGAUGGGCUGGUCCAAAGGAAAGGGUCUUGGGGCUCAGGAGCAAGGAAACACGGAACAUAUCAAGGUUCAGGUGAAAAACAACAUGCUGGGGUUAGGAGCGACCAUCAAGCAUGAGGACAACUGGAUUGCUCAUCAGGAUGACUUCAACCAGCUUCUGGCUGAACUGAAUGAUUGCCAUGGACAGGGUGAAACAGAGUCUGCAGUGAAUAAUCAGAAGGCAACAUUCAGUCUUGAAGAAAAAUCCAAAUUGUCCAAGAAACGUGUCCAUUAUAUGAAGUUUGCAAAAGGUAAGGAUCUCUCUUUGCGCAGUGAAGAUGAUCUGUCCUGCAUCUUUGGGAAGCGACAGAAAAGCAUGAAGACAGAGGAGGAUAUUGCUGAUCCCAGGACUCAGGAAGAGAAGAAAAGGAACCACUGUCUAUCUGAGCCCGCAGACGGUUACAAUACAGUGAAGAGUGUUCUCACAGUACACGAAUAUUUUGCCAAGCGCAUGGCAAAGCUGAAGGGAUCCCAGAAUGAAAUGGAAACAAAGGUAGGCAAUUCCUGCCCAACAGCUGAUGAAGUUUUGGAGCCUCCAGAAGAACUGAAAACCAAAGUCAAAAAGAAAAAGAAGAAGCAGAAGAGAGGUGAGGCAGAGACAGAGCAUUCUAAGAAACCAAAAGCGAAACAAUCUAAGAUAGGUAGCCUGAACGGAGAGGAAUUGGAUGCUCCAUUAAGUAAAUGUCACUCGGAAAAAAAGAAAAGGAAACAAAAAGAGCAAAACAAAGGAGAAAGCAUUAUUUGUGAUGAAAAUAUGGGAAAUGGAGAAAUUUAUAUGGGAACAUCUGAUGAGGAAGAUCUCAGCAUAAAGGACUCUGAAGCAAAGCAAAAGAAAAAACAUAAGAAGAAACAGAAAAUGAAAAAAUGGGAGACAGAUGAGUGCAUUGAAGAAGUACAGAGAAAGAAAAAGAAGCAUUGCAAGCACAUUUAACCAUUUAAGAGUCAAGCUGGGACUUCAAAGUGCCUUGAACUUGAGUGUGUUAGAGGAGAAGUCUGGGUAAACAUACAAGCCAGACAUCAUGUUGUAGUCUAGUCUUGAGCACACUGCUCUACCUCCAACUGCAACCACAGACUGUGUUUUAAUAUAGCUCUUUCAAAGGAGAAUGUGGUGACAAGGCAGCUUCAGGGCCCUGCUGAAAAGGUCUCCAUGUGUAGGAACAAGGCUUGUAUAUCUGCAAAACAAGACAUGAUACAAACCAAUUUGCCUCUUCCAAUAUGGCAGGCAGUUUACCUUUGUACCUUUGCAAGAGCUGUGUUUUAACACAGCAGACCCUGUGCUGCCUCCACCUCAAAUUCACUCUGGUGCAACUCCAUUCAAGUCAGAUAACAGCAAGUGAAAUCAGGCCUGGCUUUAACUGCUGUAGUUCAGACUGUGAAAGUCAGUGAGUUACUGUCUGCUACCACACUGCUUGUUUUUUUUCUAAAUCCAGGAAGAAAAAAAGUCACCCUACCAGUGCCUUUAUUAUUAAAGCCACUGUGGUUUUCACUUCUGAUAUCCCAGCUCUGCUUCUGCAAACAGAAGGGGGUUUGCAAAGCUGUAUGUAUUUUUCCAUUGGCUUUUGCAGUUGUGUCUAAUGUGUUCAUUGAUCUCCUUUUAUAUAUACUGUGAUUGUUGUAUCUUCGCAAAAUACUUAGUGUAAUUAAAAGUUUACAACGGAGUGUCAGUACUAAAGAAUGAAAUAAAAACAACUCCCUUUGUUUCCUAGGCAGUAGUUGACUACUGUCAAGUGAUUGUAGCUUUGCAACAAAGCUAAAGGAGUUGUGCGUUUAUUAACUAUAUUUAAAUCUUUGGUUCCUAGGCAACACUCAACGGUACCUUCAAUGAUGCAUCUGGAAUUCAAAAAGUUGUCCCAGCUUAGAGCUUGUUUCUAUUUGUAAACCUGGAAAUAAGUAGUGCUGAAACUCAGUACUACCACUAGCAGUUUUGUAUGAAAGCCUAAACAUUCAGGAUUAAUUUUGGCAAUGUGCUCUGCUAAGUGCUGUCAGAAUAGAUGGAUAAACUUGGAAGUAAAGUGGUGGAAUGGGAAGAAGCGUUCACCGUGCUUGAAUCUGGUUCCAAUACUGCUUUGCCCACAGCAGAUGGAUGUCACAACCCUGAAAGCCAGACAGUUAUCAUGUCAUAAUCUAGAGUAGCUGACCAGAAUUCUAAUCCAUUAGCUGUUCAUUUGACUUUGGGCCUGGCUGCCUUUCAUCAGUGUACAUCUAAAAGAUCCCAUUGGCCUGCUGUACUGAAUAAAAUGGGUACUUUGUUUUUCAUCGUCUUAGCUCAGUUGAGUGGCUUAACGUGGUUUGAAAAACACUACCAAGAUGCAAAUGUUAAUAUGAAAAAAUUUCCUUAAGCAGCCUCGUCCAGCAGAAAAAAUUCAGUCUGCAGCGCACAGUCCAUAUGGCUUUGGAUGUUUUAGUUGCAGCUGAACUCUUCAUUUUUAAGAUAUUGUAGUUUGCAAUGCACCUUUCUUGCCCUCAGAACAUGCUCAUUCAUUGCAGCAAAAUUACUGUAGUUUUACUUAUUGUAAGGGAGAACAAGAUGCCUUUCUUUGUGUUUCAUGCUGGCAUGCAAGUGGUUUUUAACCCUUGUAGCAUUUGCAUUUCUGUGCUAUACAAUUCUUAGCCAUUACAAUGCUGCUAUGGCUGGGCUUGUUGCCUGGCUUCCUUAAGUGAAAUACCACCUAAUCCCAUGAGGUUGCUAUAGAGUUGCGAAUAAGCUUCUUGCUUGGGGUGAAAAAAAUCAUCUUUUCAAUGGAAGCAAAAUAUUUUUUCGUGUUAUAUUUGAAGCAUCCUAAGUUUUGUGGGUGCCUUCCAAAGCAGCCUUUGUAAUUUACCAAAGUCUGGAUUUUUGUUUGUUGGCAGACCCCAAAAGUCUGACUAUUUCCAGUGAUUUUUCUUUUUAAGUCUUAAGCUGCUAAACUUUACAGUCUCUCUGGGAUUUUAGUUUAAAAAGGUGGAAGUCAAGGAAUAAGGUUUCCUUCUCCAAAUACUGCUGGGCUUGUUUGUUUGUUCUCUGUAUUAACCUUCCAUGAGUUUCUAUGUGCUAAUUCUUACGAGUGUUUGGCCAGAUUCCAGUUGUAGUUAUAGAAAGAAGAAAACCAGGAAUAAAUCUUAUUUAUGGUGUUACUACACUUAAGUACAAUAAACCUAAGAUUUAAAUCUGAAUCAAAUUGAAAUAUUGGCUACAAAUAGAAGAUUCUCAAAUUCAUGCAAGAAGUGGGAAUUUCACUUUAUACCAGGAAGUGUGGGAUUUUAAUGUGCCUUAAGCUCAAAGAGAAACAGCAGGUGCAGAAUAGGGGUUCUAGAAAAAAAAAAAAUUCACAACAGACUGAUAGUUGAAACAAGCAAUUCCCUUCGCUGCUCUACUCUAUGUGUGUCCAUGUUUGGCCAACUUUG